This is a messenger RNA of Aegilops tauschii subsp. strangulata, 570 nucleotides long. Lineage: Eukaryota; Viridiplantae; Streptophyta; Magnoliopsida; Poales; Poaceae. The record is from RefSeq and is a predicted model, not a curated record.
AUGUCCACCGCCGCCCGCAGCCAACCGGACCUCGCCACAUCACUCCGUCGCCGUCUCCACCGCGCCGGCCCGCCGGGCCCAUCUAGAGCCCGCUCGGGCCCGGAUCUCCGCCGCCGCAGCCCGGACGCGCCCGCGCCUCCCGCUCCCGAUCUGGAACGGCCAGGGGCCGAGUCCCGGUCCAGCGCCGCCCCGUCCCCGCCUCCACCUCGCCGCCCGGCUGCUGCGCCGACAAGCGCUGUCGCCGCCCUCGUGAGGAGCGCCUCCGCCGCCGCCUUCCUCGCCCCGCGCGUCGCCCAAGCUCGCUGCGCCGCCGCCAUCGGCCUCGCCACCGAAGACCCUCCCCGCACCACCAUCGGCCGCCGCCUUCCCUGCCUCCCUCAAUCUAGAUGGGAUCGAGAGGAGGACGCCGCCGCCACGUGGGCCCCGCGGCCCAGACCCCGCCGGCCCAGCUCCGGUGGCCCGGCCUCCAACGCCCGCAUGGGCCACGGCCUCGCAAGGCCCACCUCCUCGCCGGCCUGCUACCUCCCCUGCAACCUGGGCCGAGCCCGUGUGGUGAGCCACCCCCCCUAA